Molecule: messenger RNA, 3485 nt
Organism: Cryptomeria japonica (Japanese cedar)
Lineage: Eukaryota; Viridiplantae; Streptophyta; Pinopsida; Cupressales; Cupressaceae
Product: pentatricopeptide repeat-containing protein At3g49710
Exons: 1
Coding region: 719-2914 (731 amino acids)
Biological process (GO): RNA modification
Molecular function (GO): RNA binding; protein binding
Source: RefSeq, a predicted model, not a curated record
CAUUCUGGGCACCGUCUACCCAGCCCUUAGGAUGCACUUGCAUCUUAUGCAUACAUUACAUGUUAUAUAUACAUUAAAUGUUAUACAUACAUAUAACUGCAUGGCAACGUCUACCAUAUCUUAUGCAUACAAUACAUGUUACCCAUACAUUACAUGUUACAUAUAUCUAACUGCAUGCCUGCAUGCUAAUGCAUCCUAAGGGCUGGUUCUGGCUCCUCUCCCCUGCGUCCAUCCUCUGUUAGAAAUCCAAUUAGAGUCUCCCCUGCAGAUCAGUGAAAAAUAUGCAUCAGUAUCUUACUUUGCUAAACAUAUUAUUUAUACUGGAUAGAGAGAGCACACCCCGGGCUUCUGCUCAACCCGCAUGCUGCGAUCAAUGCAUCAGGACUGUUGCUGAUUUAAUUGCUUUCCUCGAUCCCAUUCAGAACUCUGAGGCUUAUGAUUUUAAUGUACUUUUCUGCGAUUCCUCUUUUCACAAGGAAGUUCUAGUUCUUUUGUAUUGAGUAAUCUGUGCUCUUUCCCAGUUUCUUAUAUAUUCACCGACUCCCCACUAUGCAGAGAAAUCUUGAACAUCAACUUUAUUUUGUUGAAAGUUAUGAUACAGUGUUUAUUAGGCGAUUUUCUUUCUAGCCAAGCCAGGAUGCUUCCUUCAUGUAUCAGAUUUCUAUGGCAAAAAGAGCACUUAAAACUCAUGCACAUUGAUUAAAUUUUGUGUUUACUCAUGACCAAAUUCAGAAGGAAACCAAAGCUUAUCAUUACAUCUACCACCCAGAGAACUAUGGUAAGCAGAAACUUGUUUAUACUAUUUGAUGGGUUUCAGCGGAGUAAACCCUACAUGCGUGUUCGGUAUGUAUCAUUUCUUAAUGCCAAUAUUUCCUUGGAAAAAGACAAGUGGAUACAUGAGGAACAGUUGAAGAAUCCAUUGCAAACAUUACAUAUUAUGGAGCAACAAGGCAUUCCCACAGAUUCAAAUAUCUACGCUCUCCUCUUCCAGGAAUGUGCAGAAACAUGUUCUCCUAAUAAAGGGAAACUGCUCCAUGCACAUUCCAUCAUAAAAGGAAUAGUGCCCACAGUGUUUAUGAGCAACCAUCUGGUCAAUAUGUAUGCCAAGUGCGGAAAUAUUGAGGAUGCACGCAAAGUGUUUGAUAAAAUUCCUGUUAGAAAUAUGUAUUCAUGGAACACUAUGAUUGCAGGUUACGUAAAGUGCGGGAGCCUUCAUCAUGCACAUGAUUUAUUUGAAAAAAUGCCUCAACGUAAUGUGGUCUCAUGGAACACCAUCAUUUCAGGAUGUGGGCUUAAUGGGCAAGGUAAGGAAGCAUUGAAUCUUUUUUGUGAGAUGCGAGAGAAAGGCAUUGAUCUUGACCAUUUUACGUGUUCAAGUGUUAUAAGCGUGUGUGCUGAAUUGAAAGCUAUUCCACAGGGAAAGCAAGUCCAUUCUUAUGUGACCAAAGCUGGGUUUGAUUCACAUGUGAGUGUCAACAAUGCCCUUGUUACAAUGUAUGUCAAAUAUGAGGACGUAGAGGAUGCAUGCCAAUUGUUUGCCAAAAUGCCUGAACGAAAUGAGAUUUCAUGGAAUGCUAUGAUUGUUGGGUUUGCCCAACACAGGCUUAGCGUGGAAGCCCUUGAACUCUUUGAUCAAAUGGUUGGUGUAGGAUUGAAACCGGACCACUUCACCAUGGCCAGUGUACUCACUGCCUUUGCAAAUCUUGAAGAUCUGCACAAGGGGAUUCAGUUUCAUGCCCACAUAAUUGUAAGUGAUUAUGGAAGAAAUGCGGUUGUGGGAUGUGCUCUGGUUGAUAUGUAUGCCAAAUGUGGUAGCAUAGCUGGUGCUCAGAAAGUGUUUGAAAGAUUGCAUGCGAGAGAUACAGUGGUGUGGAAUUCAAUGCUCUCAGGAUAUUCACAGAAUGAUUACUGUGAAGAUGCGCUGAAGUUGUUUACUCAAAUGCGGCGAAAGAGCGUAAAACCAGAUGAAUGCAGCUUUGUCUGUUUACUUAGUGUAUGUGGUGGUCUUGCAGCUUUGGAACUGGGGGAGCAGAUUCAUGCCCUUCUCAUGAGAACUGAAUUUGGUUUAUAUGUUUCUGUUGGCAAUGCUCUUAUUACAAUGUAUUCCAAAUGCGGAUGCAUAGAAGUUGCAUGCUACUUAUUUAACAAAAUGCCUAAACGAGAUGUAGUCUCUUGCAAUGCCAUGAUUGCAGGCCAUGCCCAACAUGGUUGUGGUAAGGAAGCUCUCGAAGUACUUGAAAAAAUGCUAGAUGAAGGCAGCAAGCCGACUCAUGUGACCUUCAUUGCUGUUCUCUCUGCCUGUAGUCACACAGGGCUAGUGGAUGAAGGGAGGCGCUAUUUUGAAUCCAUGAGCCAACACCAUUGCAUUAGUCCCACUGUGGACCACUACAACUGCAUGAUUGAUCUUCUUGGUCGUGCUGGACAAUUCGAAGAGGUAGAAAAUUUAAUCAGAAACAUGCCAUUUGAUCCUGGUGCAGUUGGAUGGGCAGCAUUGCUUGGUGCCUGCAGAAGCCAUGGAAAUGUAGAGCUAGGGAGCCAUGCAGCAGAUCGCCUUUUAAAGUUGGAACCAGAAAAUGCUGCAUCAUAUGUCAUGCUGGCAAAUAUGUAUGCUGCUGCUGAUAAAUGGAAUGACGUAACUAGAGUAAGAAGAAUGAUGAAAGACAAGGGAGUCAAGAAGAAGCCUGGAUGUAGUUGGAUUGAGAUAAAUAAGAAAGUUCAUGCUUUUGUUGCUGGAGACAGAUCACACCCACAAAUGAAAGAGAUAUAUGCAACUUUGGAAAUCUUAGCAUCAAAGCUGAAGGAGGCAGGGUAUGUACCGGAUACAAGGUUUUCCCUGCUUCAUGACACAGAGGAAGAACAAAAAGGACACACGCUCUCUCACGAUUGUGAAAAAUCUGCUCUUGCAUUUGGGUGAACUCUCACCUUUCGCAACCCCACAAAUUAUUAAAAACCUUCACAUUUGUAAUUCAUGUCAUACAACCUUCAAAUUCAUUUCCAGAAUUUCCGCACAAGGAUACUAACCACUUUCAUCAUUCUAAAAAUGGUCUAUGUUCAGGUACAUGCUAUUGUUGACAUCAACUAAACAAACGACCAAUUAUUUGAAGCCUGUUUUCUAUUGGGCUACGUUGUGUUCCAAAAUAUUUCGAAGACAGCCAAACGGCAUAAACAUUUUAGCCAUGCCAGCCUUGGCAAUACAUGAAUUGUAUAUGAAGUAGUGAAAAAAUGGGUAAAAAUGCUACACUCGCCAUUUUUAUCCAGCAUAUAGGUAAACAUUUAGCCUGUUGAGAAGAAUUAUAUUUCUUGGAUGGCUCUGAUGAACUCGUUUAGUUUUUCAUUUUUCCUAAAUUCCUGUAGAUAUUUUCCAGUGGACUUCUCCUGCCCCAAAGUCAUCACUCAAUUAUAAACAUCGAGACUCUCAAUGUCAGCAGUGAACUGUUCACAGUAAUGAAACAAGGGUACACCAAUCUCUCUUCAUAGUUUUUCUC